UGAAUAGCAUAUCUUUUUAUUUGACCACCUUCUCCAAAAUAAAGGCUUGAUCCUACAUUAUAACUGUAGCCACAGUAUCAGGACAUCCCAAACUAACAGUAUGGACUUUCCUGAUGAGAAGGGAGAUGAUCAACCCAAGGACAGUGUUCACAAGUCUAUGGCACUUGUGCAGACGGACGGCGAAGAUGAUGCCUCUGUAGUUUCAGGACAGAAAAACACAGAAGAGGAGUUUGCUGGCGCACUUCUUGCUCAAGCUCAUUCACUUUGGACCACUGAUGUUAAAGGCUCGGUCAAACUGAGAAUAGAGGAAGGAUGCUCACAGGAACCUGUCACAGUUCACCAAAUGUUCAGAGCCUCAGUGGAAAAAUAUGGAAACAUGCACGCGCUUGCUAGCAAGAAGGGGAAUAAAUGGGAGAAGAUCACUUUCUCAGAGUACUAUCAGUUCUGCCGGAGAGCAGCCAAGAGCUUUAUAAAGCUUGGUUUAGAGCGAUUCCAUGGAGUGGCAAUACUAGGAUUCAAUUCAGCAGAAUGGUUCUUCUCCGCGGUCGGUGCCAUCAUGGCGGGGGGGACAAUGACAGGAAUUUAUGCCACAAACUCACCAGAAGCUUGUCACUAUGUGGCGAGUGACUCCAAAGCCAACAUUAUUGUGGUGGAAAACCAAAAGCAACUGGAUAAGAUCCUGCAGAUUCGUGACCGACUGCGUCAUUUGAAAGCCAUUGUGCAGUACAGAGGACAGCCGCUGCAGAGGAUCUCCGGUCUUUACUCUUGGGAGGAGUUCAUGGAGCUGGGUCUGGAUGUUUCUGAGAAAGAGCUGGAUGACAUUGUCGGCAGCCAGAGAGCCAACCAGUGCUGCAUCCUGAUUUAUACCUCUGGCACCACGGGCAAGCCCAAGGGAGUCAUGCUCAGUCAUGACAACAUCACAUGGACUGCCAAUCAUGCCAGCAGGGCUGGAGACAUGCAGCCGGCCGACACUAAACAGGAGUCACUGGUGAGCUAUCUGCCUCUGAGCCACAUCGCCGCUCAGAUCUAUGACCUGUGGAAGGGUAUCCAGUGGGGUGAGCUGGUCUACUUUGCACAGCCAGAUGCUUUAAAGGGAAGCCUGGUAACAACUCUGCGAGAAGUUUGUCCUACAUCCCACAUGGGUGUCCCACGUGUUUGGGAGAAAAUGAUGGAGAAGAUGAAACAGGCAAUUAGUGAGUGUGGAUAUGUGAAAAAGAAACUGGUGACAUGGGCAAUGUCAGUCAGUCUGGAAGCCAAUCUUAAGUGUUCACUAAAGGAUGAUGAGAAACCAUUUCUCUUCACUCUGGCUGACAGCCUUGUGCUGCAGAGGCUCCGGGCUGAGCUGGGCCUGUCCUGCUGUCAGAAGUUCUACUCUGGAGCAGCACCGAUCGGUAGUGAAACGGUGCAGUUUUUCCUUGGUCUGAAUAUCCGCCUGUAUGAGGCGUAUGGCAUGAGUGAGAGCACGGGACCUCACUUUAUGUCAGGUCCCAAAGGUUACAAACUGCCAAGCUGCGGUAAGGUUGUACCCGGCUGUCGGUACAAAAUGGCCAACGUAGACUCUGAGGGGAUCGGCGAAAUUUGCUUUUGGGGACGUAAUGUUUUCAUGGGUUUCCUCAAUAUGGAGGAUAAAACAAGAGAAGCUUUGGAUGAAGACGGAUGGCUGCAUUCUGGAGACCUGGGGAAGAUAGAUGAGGAGGGGUUCUUGUACAUCACAGGUAGAAUAAAAGAGCUGAUCAUCACAGCAGGAGGGGAGAAUAUUCCCCCUGUUCCCAUCGAGGAGGCAGUGAAGAUGGAGCUGCCUAUCAUCAGUAAUGCCAUGCUCAUUGGGGACAAGAGGAAGUUCUUGUCCAUGCUUUUAACACUGAAGUGUUGCAGCAAUCCGGACACCAUGGAGCCAACAGAGGAGUUAAGUACGGAGGCUGUAGAGUUUUGCCGACAACUAGGCAGCCAAGCAACCAAGGUGUCUGACAUCAUGGGAGGAAAAGACAAAGAGGUGUACCGGGCCAUUCAAGACGGAAUCAACAGGGUCAACUCUGCAGCCACCUCCAAUGCCCAACGCAUACAAAAGUGGACUAUUCUAAGAAAGGACUUCUCUGUUUCUGGAGGAGAGCUGGGUCCCACAAUGAAGCUCCGUCGCCCCGUUGUGUUGGAGAUGUACCACACGGUCAUAGAGAGCCUCUAUCAAGAGCAGUGAAGAAAUGACUGUGUAGCUGUUAGUAUGACAAUCACUUGCAUAUUUCAUCAUUCUUGUGGACGCACAUGGAAUUUAAUUAUAUCUAUGUCUUAUGUUCAGAAUCCAUAAAUAAUACAGGAACCAUAUCUAAUUGUUUAUAAUAUUUAAGAGGAAACCAAGUUUUAAAUAGUGACUAACACUGAGAAAAGCAAAGUCACAGCAUUAUGAUGCAUCUUCUUAUUGGCUGAAAUAUUUGUUUUUAAUUCAUAUUUGUCUCUGGUCAACCAUUUAUUUUUACUUAAUCAGUUGCAUGACAGGAUCUUAUCCAGUAUUUUGUUUAAAUGUUAUGUGGUAUUCAUUAUAUAAUUCAUAGCAAUCUGGAUUACAUGCUCCUAACAUUCACCAGGAAUCUAAUAAUGAGGGUCAUCAUCAUCAUGACAUCUGAGACGGUUGCAGACAACAACUAGUAAUUUCCAUAACAUAUAAAUAACAAUAAAAAAAUCUGGCAUUUCUGAUGUCAUUGCAAUAUUUAUUUGUCUUUACACAUUCAUAUUUGCAGAAACAAAAACAGCAUGACAUGAGAGAAAGAGUGCAAAACAUCUGCAUGAUUCAUGUUACAAGAAGCCUGAUUAUCAUAUCAUUAAAGCUUCAAUACAUGUUUUUUUUCCCACAAUAUGAAUGUGAAACAUAUUCAGAAACACUAUUGAAGAGUUUUACUUGUUGAUUUGGAGCGUUUGAUCAUGGAGAUUAUGGAUUGUGUUUUUUAUGUCAAAAAUAAAAUUGUCAAUCACAUUAAAUGAGGCCAAAUUUAGCCAAUAAAUAGACAAUAUCCACCAGAGAUUAAAUACUUAAGGAAUAAAAUGCAUAACACUUAUACAGUAACUGUUGGUCAUAACUUUUAAGAGUGCUUUGGAGUGUGCAGGGGGAAGAAUAAAUAUUUUAGGACCUCUACAGGUAUGUGUCCAUAUAGCGUUUUUUCUG
This is a messenger RNA of Plectropomus leopardus (leopard coralgrouper), 3154 nucleotides long. It is a transcript of the gene acsbg1, whose product is annotated as acyl-CoA synthetase bubblegum family member 1. NCBI's taxonomy places the organism in Eukaryota, Metazoa, Chordata, Actinopteri, Perciformes, Serranidae. The record is from RefSeq and is a predicted model, not a curated record. Gene Ontology annotation, cellular component: endoplasmic reticulum; membrane. Gene Ontology annotation, molecular function: long-chain fatty acid-CoA ligase activity.